Messenger RNA from Aspergillus ibericus CBS 121593, 1652 nucleotides. It is a transcript of the gene mmm1, whose product is annotated as ERMES complex subunit MMM1. The coding region runs from base 98 to 1543 and encodes 481 amino acids. NCBI's taxonomy places the organism in Eukaryota, Fungi, Ascomycota, Eurotiomycetes, Eurotiales, Aspergillaceae. Gene Ontology annotation, biological process: mitochondrion organization; phospholipid transport. The record is from RefSeq and is a predicted model, not a curated record. The transcript is spliced from 3 exons. Gene Ontology annotation, cellular component: ERMES complex; endoplasmic reticulum. Gene Ontology annotation, molecular function: lipid binding.
CGUCAUUCUUCAGCUCCCCCAUCUUACUCUUCGAAUUUUCCAGUGGCAGUGGUGGCCAUGGGCGAUGGGCAGACGCUGAGGUCUAUAUCGGCGGACAAUGUCUUUUCAACCAAAUGAACCGGUGCCCGUUCCGGCUCAAUCCUCCCUAUCCUUCACCCAAGGUUUCCUGCUUGGGCAGCUGUCGGUGGUGCUGCUGAUCGGAGCCUUCAUCAAGUUCUUCAUUUUCGGCGAAGCACCUCCGCCGCCCUCACGCGGUCUUUCUCACCGCGCCUCGACCCACCGGCGCUCCAAUUCGAUCUAUACCAUCAAUCCGAACGAUGCCAACUCCCGCUCGUUGAGGGAGAAACCGUCGAACUCGAACGUCCUCCGUCCGGUGCCCUCCUCCUCGACGAAUACCCGGUCUAUCCUCCGCAAGACCUACUACAGCGCCAUUCCGACCAAUUCCGUCAAGCAUGGCAGACAUAAGAUCCCUCACUCAUCGCAUCAGCCCGAGUCGCUGGACUGGUUCAAUGUGCUGAUUGCGCAGACGAUUGCUCAGUACAGACAAACUGCGUACUCGUUGAAGGACUCUCCGACGUCAUCGAUCCUCAGCUCGCUCAAUGCGGCACUCAACAACCCGGAGAAGAAACCUUCGUUCAUCGACAAGAUCAACGUGACGGAUAUUUCGCUUGGUGAGGAAUUUCCCAUCUUCAGCAACUGCCGCAUCAUCGCCGUCGAUGACCCCAACUCGGACGGUGGGAGACUCCAAGCAUUGAUGGACGUCGAUCUGAGCGACGACAACCUGUCCAUUGCCAUCGAGACGUCCUUGCUGCUCAACUACCCCAAGCCGUGCUCGGCGAUCCUCCCUGUGGCUCUGUCUGUUUCUGUUGUGCGGUUUUCGGGGACGCUUUGCAUCUCUCUUGUUCCCGCGUCCACCCCUCCCCUCCACACCCCGUCUCCAUCCCCGUCUCCCCCCACCGCUGAUGGGAACUCGCGCGGAAAGACGUCCGGAGACGCCAACCCACCAGCGGCCGAUGAGGAGGAUAAUGGGCUGCCACCGAAGAGCAGUCCCAAGAGUAACGUCGCUUUCUCCUUCCUACCGGACUACCGGCUGGACCUCUCUGUGCGAUCCCUCAUCGGGUCCCGCAGUAGGCUCCAGGACGUGCCCAAGGUCGCCCAACUCGUAGAAGCUCGUGUCCAUGCCUGGUUCGAGGAGCGGGUGGUCGAGCCCCGAGUGCAAGUAGUCGGAUUGCCCGACCUCUGGCCUCGAAUGGGCCGAACCGGCGUCCGCACCGGCGAAGAAUCGGAAACCGGCUCGAAUGCGGCCUCUCGAAGUGCCAUGUCUGCCGAUCUUGGAGACCAUCUAGGGGAUCGAGAACCCGAAGGACUCCGCUUCCGGGGAGGGCUUACCUCACGACCACAAUUCGACAGCGUGUCGCGAACCAGCAGCUACAACGUCGAGACGGGGGAUCUGCGCAGUCCCAGUCUGGUCCGGGAGGAGAGUUCGGGAGGACUCAGUGAUCAGUUCCAGAUGCCUGGGUCUUUGAGCGCGGCAGCUCGCUGAGCACAUAUCUUUGGCUACAUGUAACAUAGACGACUACGAUCUUUGAAACGUAUCCGACCUACAUAACGACGGAGUUAGGCAACCAUGGGAGUUGAAUAUUACCUUUGAG